Molecule: messenger RNA, 1680 nt
Organism: Amoebophrya sp. A120
Lineage: Eukaryota; Dinophyceae; Syndiniales; Amoebophryaceae
Source: the annotation of a GenBank genome assembly
AGCGGCAAGUCAGAGUGAAACUACCCUCCUGGUAUCGUAUCUUCGGUCGUUAUAGCUUGACGCAGCGUGUUAUUCCUCGUCUUCUCAAAACACGACCUUGCACAGAUCAAAAUGGCAACUCCCGCCACUUCGUCCGCAAGUUUCUCGUGGCAGGUCGCCAUCGGUUCAGCAAUCAAUCUUGCCGGCUACGCAUUGCAAAUCGGCGUUCUGAAGUUGUUCAUUCUCCGUUACGAUUUUCCCCACCCACUGUUCCUCACGUUUCUCGACCAGCUGGUGGCGUUUUUCGCGAUCUUGUUCGUGACGCACGUGGUGAAGAUUAUGCCAGACCCGAGGGUGGUGCCAAGGUUCGUGGCGGACGUGAAGGAGAGACUGAAGAAAACCAACCGGCGGCUGGACUUCACGGACACAGCUGGUGCGGCGGACCAGGACGAAGUUCUUUCGGCAUUGGUGAACAAGGGAGAAGCUGCUGGACAAAGUGCCGUCAAAAACAAAACAAAUCAAGGUGAAAGCCUAGGAACCACGAUAAUUCCGACGUACAAUUUCAAGACCCAAAUCCUCCCGCUAGGCUUGCUCAACAUCAUAUCCGGCGCCACGCACUACUCGGCGCACGAGUUUCUCUUUCCGAGCUUCGUGGAAAUGAUGAUGAUGACGCAAACCGUGCCCCAGGUCUUGCUCAGCAAAUUUCUCUCCCGCGACAUCUCGACCCUGACCUUGAUCUCCGUCAUCCCCAUCACCUUCGGGUCGGUCCUCUGCGCCUUCGGCGAAGUGAACUACAGUGUCAGUGGGAUUGCGCUCGUUCUCGGCGCGAUGCUCUCCGGGGUGUUCCGUCGGGCGGUGGCAGAAGGGGUGAUGAAAAGCGGGCAGCAGGCGGCGGGACCACGUGGUAUUAGAACAACGUCCUCUUCCACCCCGGGCAUCGUUCCCAAGACCGAUGGAAGUAUAAACGCAGGAAUAAAUAACUACAGCGAACUGCAGAAAAACAGUUCCUAUGGUGCCGCACCAGCCGGCGCCUCUACUUCUGGACUACAAGAGCCGCCGAAACCAGUAGGGUUAAAUCCAUCCAGGAAAAAUGACCCGACCCUCUCCGAGAAGAUGAUGGUCAGUUGGGGUAUGGCGUACCGAUUGACGCCCAUCAACGUCGUCGGGUUACUGCUCCUUUCCCUCUUCGUCGAGGGCUCGGAGCCCUGGACGGAGGUGCACGGUAAAAUAAUAGUCUCCACGAAGUUUCACUCGAUUUAUUUCGGGCUGAUGCUACUCGUUUUUAAAGGUUUAGGAACCACUGUUUGGUACAUAUCCGAAUUCACUCUCGUUCACUUCGCGGGCGCGUUUUACAUGGCAGUUUUGAACAACAUUAGUCGCGUAGGGGUGAUAUUCACGACCCUAGCCGUAUUCGGCAAUUCGGUAUCGAGUUUGCAGGGCUGUGGGUUUGCGCUCACGCUUCUCGGGGUUGGUGUUUACCUCUAUGAUUUUGGCUUUGGUAAGAACAGAAGUACAACACCAGCUUCUGCCGACGUGCCAGCCUCUGUCACGGCGUUGAGUGAUGAUGCCUACAAGGAAAGAGCAGUGAAGCAGUGAUCUUCUUCUACGAUUUUUUCCGCUAAUUUUGUUUUCCAGAAAAGGAAAAAUCCGCCAUGGCAUAUUAGCGGGACAUUGACUGCUUUCGCUUUGCGACAUGUUGGG